AUGGCGAGUUCGAAGGCCGUAGUAGGCAUCAUCUCGAUUGGUGAGAUGGGGCUAGGCAUAGCCAAGCUGCUCGUAGCAAGUGGUUACCGCGUCACUACCAACGUUACUGGUCGCAGUCAAGAUACACACGCCAGAGCAAAGUCAGCAUCGGUAGAACUGGUGUCUACAGAUGAAGAACUAGCAGCAACAUCAGACUACAUCAUCUCUAUCGUGCCACCACGAGACGCAGUGGCUACUGCGGAACGAAUCUCGAAGGUCAGCACGACCUCAACGUUUUCCAGGAGAGAGCGUCCCCUGUGGUUCCUCGACAUGAACGCGGUCUCCCCCAAAUUGAUCAGAAGUAUCAACGAGCUCUUCGAAACUGCUGGCGGUCGCAUCCGUUUCAUCGAUGGGGCUGUGAUAGGCAGUGCGCCAAGUUUGAAAGACGACCAGUCCGACUCAUCAAAAAUUGAAUCAUGGAAGAGACCCAGUAUUCCCAUGUCUGGACCCCAUCGACUGGAAGAUGCAGAACCCAGUGGAUCUCAUCUCGCCUCUAUCCUCGGCGCCCGACACAUCUCAGACGAUAUAGGCGCAGCCUCAGGACUGAAGAUGAGUUUCGCAUGUUUGACAAAGGGAUUCACAGGACUGGCUAUCCAAUCGUUCACCACUGCUCAUCGCCUUGGUGUUUUACCCGAAUUGCAGGAACAUCUACAACAAUACAGUCCAAAGACGUUUGACUUGGCCAAUGCUUCAAUGCCUCGAAUGCCACCUAAAGCUUACCGUUGGGUACGAGAGAUGGAGGAGAUCGAAGCUACUCUGGCAGAAGAUGGCGGAUUUGAAGGUGAAGAGUCAAUAUUUGGAGGCAUUGCUAGGACAUAUGACUUGGUUGCUCAUGGCACGGAUUUGGGCAAUGAAAAGACCGAAAGGAGGAACAGAGGAAAGACAGCGGAAGACGUGGCGGUCCUGAUGAGCGAAGGCAUCGAUAGACGGAAGCAGAAGAUGGAUUAG
Aureobasidium namibiae CBS 147.97 is the source of this 987-nucleotide messenger RNA. RefSeq names its product 6-phosphogluconate dehydrogenase C-terminal domain-like protein. The transcript is spliced from 3 exons. The record is from RefSeq and is a predicted model, not a curated record. Gene Ontology annotation, molecular function: oxidoreductase activity, acting on the CH-OH group of donors, NAD or NADP as acceptor. NCBI's taxonomy places the organism in Eukaryota, Fungi, Ascomycota, Dothideomycetes, Dothideales, Saccotheciaceae. Bases 1 to 987 code for a protein of 328 amino acids.